Coregonus clupeaformis (lake whitefish) is the source of this 3955-nucleotide messenger RNA. RefSeq names its product transportin-2-like. The record is from RefSeq and is a predicted model, not a curated record. Gene Ontology annotation, biological process: protein import into nucleus. The coding region runs from base 82 to 2787 and encodes 901 amino acids. The transcript is spliced from 25 exons. Gene Ontology annotation, cellular component: nucleus; cytoplasm. Gene Ontology annotation, molecular function: small GTPase binding; nuclear import signal receptor activity. Lineage: Eukaryota; Metazoa; Chordata; Actinopteri; Salmoniformes; Salmonidae.
UUCAAACCUGUAGUACAAGCGAGGACGAGCACGAGAAAGAAGCUGCCCCGUCGAGAAACUUCAGUCUACAAAUCAAUAUUGAUGGAGUGGCAGCCGGAUGAACAGGGACUCCAGCAGGUCCUCCAGCUCCUCAAGGACUCCCAGUCCCCCAACACGGCCACACAGAGAGCCGUGCAACAAAAACUUGAACAGCUCAACCAGUUCCCUGACUUCAACAACUAUCUAAUCUUUGUGCUCACAAGACUGAAAACUGAAGAUGAGCCCACUCGUUCUCUGAGUGGUCUGAUCCUGAAGAACAAUGUGAAGGCCCACUACCAGAACUUCCCCCCGGCCGUGGCUGACUUCAUCAAGCAGGAAUGCCUCAACAACAUAGGCGACCCGUCACCCCUCAUCCGUGCCACCAUCGGUAUCCUGAUCACCACCAUCACUUCCAAAGGGGAGCUGCAGACAUGGCCGGAGCUGCUGCCCCAGCUGUGUAACCUGCUCAACUCUGAGGACUACAACACCUGCGAGGGCUCAUUUGGCGCCCUGCAGAAGAUCUGCGAGGACUCGUCGGAGCUGUUGGAGAGCGACGCGCUCAACCGCCCUCUCAACAUCAUGAUCCCCAAGUUCCUGCAGUUCUUCAAGCACUGCAGCCCCAAGAUCAGAUCUCAUGCCAUCGCCUGUGUGAACCAGUUCAUCAUCGGCAGAGCCCAGGCCCUGAUGGACAACAUCGACACCUUCAUCGAGAGCCUGUUUGCGCUGGCUACAGACGAGGACUCGGAGGUGAGGAAGAACGUGUGCCGCGCUCUGGUCAUGCUGCUGGAGGUCCGCAUCGACCGGCUAAUCCCUCACAUGCACAGCAUCAUACAAUACAUGCUGCAGCGCACACAGGACCCGGAUGAGAACGUUUCUCUGGAGGCCUGUGAGUUCUGGCUCACCCUGGCCGAGCAGCCCAUCUGCAAGGAGGUGCUCUCUGGACACCUGGUGCAGCUCAUUCCUAUCCUGGUGAACGGCAUGAAGUACUCUGAGAUAGACAUUAUCCUGCUGAAGGGUGAUGUGGAGGAGGACGAGGCAGUGCCGGACAGUGAGCAGGACAUCAAGCCCCGCUUCCAUAAGUCACGCACCGUCACCCUGCAGCACGAGGGAGGAGAGGGAGAGGAGGGAGAGGACAUUGACCAAGAUGACGAUGAUGAUGACGAUACGUUAUCUGACUGGAACCUACGUAAGUGUUCGGCGGCGGCGCUGGACGUGCUGGCCAACGUGUUCCGGGACGAGCUGCUGCCCCACCUGCUGCCCCUGCUCAAGGGCCUUCUCUUCUCCCCUGACUGGGUCAUCAAGGAGUCUGGCAUCCUGGUGCUGGGAGCCAUCGCUGAGGGCUGUAUGCAGGGCAUGGUGCCCUACCUUCCGGAGCUCCUCCCCCAUCUCAUUGCGUGCCUUUGUGACAAGAAGGCCCUGGUGCGCUCCAUCGCUUGCUGGACCCUGUCACGCUACGCCCACUGGGUGGUCAGCCAGCCCCCAGACUCCCACCUCAAACCCCUGAUGACCGAGCUGCUCAAGAGGAUACUGGACGGCAACAAGAGGGUGCAGGAGGCCGCCUGCAGUGCGUUUGCCACCCUGGAGGAGGAGGCGUGUACAGAGCUGGUGCCCUACCUCAGCUUCAUCCUGGACACGCUGGUGUUCGCCUUUGGCAAGUACCAGCACAAGAACCUGCUCAUCCUUUACGACGCCAUCGGUACGCUCGCUGACUCCGUAGGACACCACCUCAACCAGCCUGAGUACAUCCAGAAGCUGAUGCCUCCCCUCAUUGCCAAAUGGAAUGAGCUGAAGGAUGAGGACAAGGAUCUCUUUCCACUUCUGGAGUGUCUGUCGUCGGUGGCCACGGCCCUGCAGAGUGGCUUCCUGCCCUACUGUGAGCCUGUCUACCAGCGCUGUGUCACCCUGGUCCAGAAGACCCUCGCUCAGGCCAUGAUGUACAACCAGCACCCUGACCAGUACGAAGCCCCUGACAAGGACUUUAUGAUUGUGGCCCUGGACCUGCUGAGUGGCCUGGCCGAGGGCUUGGGGGGCAGUGUGGACCAGCUGGUGGCCCGCAGCAACAUCAUGACCCUGCUCUUCCAGUGCAUGCAGGACCCUAUGCCAGAGGUGAGACAGAGCUCCUUUGCUCUACUGGGAGACCUGACCAAGGCCUGCUUCACUCACGUCAAACCCUGCAUUGCUGAGUUCAUGCCGAUCCUGGGCCUGAACCUGAACCCAGAGUUCAUCUCUGUGUGUAACAACGCUACCUGGGCCAUUGGAGAGAUCGCCAUGCAGAUGGGGAGAACUGACAAGAAGGAUGAAGGAGAUUGCUCAGGAUCAGACAUGCAACCCUAUGUUGGGCUGGUCCUCAACAACCUGGUGGAGAUCAUCAACAGACCUAACACACCCAAGACCCUCCUGGAGAAUACAGCCAUUACGAUCGGCAGGCUGGGGUACGUGUGUCCACAGGAGGUGUCUCCCAUGCUGCAACAGUUCAUCAGACCCUGGUGCACAUCGUUGAGAAACAUCAGGGACAAUGAGGAGAAAGACUCUGCGUUCCGUGGAAUCUGCAUGAUGAUCGGCGUCAACCCCGCUGGAGUGGUUCAGGACUUCAUCUUCUUCUGUGAUGCUGUGGCCUCCUGGGUUAGUCCUAAGGACGAUCUGAGAGACAUGUUCUACAAGAUCCUCCAUGGCUUCAAGGACCAGGUGGGCGAGGAGAACUGGCAGCAGUUCUCAGAACAAUUCCCCCCUCUGCUGAAGGAGAGGCUGUCGGCCUGCUAUGGCGUGUAGUUCCCCUCGCCGACACAGGACACGCCUGUCAGGUUUAAUCUAUGGGAGGGUUACUGGGGGAACUCAUCCAUCUAUGUUACUGCACUGCCCUGAUCGUGGGGGGAGGAGGAGAGGGAUUGGCCCUGGCUCCUGUCCAUUCAGACUACAAGUCCCACGACCCUGUGUGUCUCUGUGAGGGUGGGUGGGAGGGAGGGUUACUGGGAGGGAAACUGGGGAGAAAACCUCUGGAUUUCAAACGCCAAACUUAAAUCCAACGACAUACUCCGAUGUAACCAAAGCCACAGGGGUUCUAUAAGAGGGGGAGGGAGGGUAGGAUAAGCAAAUGCACGGGCCGGCUACGAACGGCCCUAGAUCCAUUCGAUAACCAAGGUUAGAGGAGAGCUGUGGUGGGAGGGCGAGCGGGGUGGCAGCAACCCCGGAAUAAGUAAAUUAAGGAGAAAUCUCAAAACCAGCUCAGGAGCCACAGUUUAAAAACACAACACACAUAAUAUGUAGACUGGCACACUUACUUAAUUCAGGCAGGGAAGGUAGUUGCCCUGGCCCGAACGACCAAUCGGUGCACAAGCACAUUGCAUACAUUCUGCAAUAGUCAUUUGAGAAUCUAUACAAAGGCUGUGGGUGGGAUACAGAUGUAGCGCUAAUGUUUUAUAAUAGCUGCCUGAAGGCUAGCCUCAGAGGGGAAAGCAUGAGAGGCUUUUCAACAUAAAAAUGGGGAGAGUUCUAGAAGAGUAAUUUACACCUAUACUACACAAGCUUUCAUAGACCGUACAUUACCGUACCUGUUCAUAUUGGGACUUAUCUCAAUAAAACACAGGUACAUUUAGACAAUUUUUCUUCCCUUGCUUGCAGAAUUUCUUUUUAUUUUCUAAAUAUUUGUUUCUCUUCUAAGAAAAAUAGUAAUUUAAAUGUAGUCUGUUUUUUUUCCUUUCCCAGUUCUUACUACAACAGACCGACACAAUCCUUCCAGAAAUCAUUUACUGUAGUGCUGACAAAUGUCAUUUUUUCCUUUUGACUAGCUCUAGUAAGGGAUUGAUUGGUUUGCAUGGCAAUGAUCACCUCUUAAGUGACGUGUGCGUAUCUCGUUGUUACAAAUAGAAUUUUACAUUUAGAAACAAUGAUAGUAGGCUUAUCGUUCUAAGGUAACAACACUAGGUUAUUUGCUGGGAAA